Messenger RNA from Salvia splendens (bonfire salvia), 3603 nucleotides. Its product is annotated as villin-2. The record is from RefSeq and is a predicted model, not a curated record. The transcript has 23 exons. Lineage: Eukaryota; Viridiplantae; Streptophyta; Magnoliopsida; Lamiales; Lamiaceae. Gene Ontology annotation, molecular function: actin filament binding. Gene Ontology annotation, biological process: actin filament severing; cytoskeleton organization. The coding region runs from base 301 to 3165 and encodes 954 amino acids.
AUCUCUCUCCACCUUUUCCCCAUUUUGCCAGCUCUCUUACCUCUAUUCUCAUAUCCCCACCUAUAAACCUUUCUCUUUACAUACACUUUCUCUCUCUAAAAACUCCGGUCAUCAAUAUUUCGUAGAGAGCGACAGAGCUGAAGUUGAAGAGAUCUCUCAAAGAGGCUAUGAUAGGAGAAUUUAGAGUUUACACGUCAUCGUUUUGCAUUCAGCCUAAUCUCUUUGUUCUGGUUACUGCUUUCAUCAUUAGGAGCUUGGAGAUAUUAUCCCCUGUUUUGAAAUUCAGAAGGAUAUCAUACAAUGUCUAGCUCAGCAAAAGCUUUGGAGCCUGCUUUUCAAGGAGCGGGUCAGAGAGUAGGGACUGAGAUCUGGAGGAUCGAGAACUUCCAACCGGUUCCUUUGCCAAAGUCCGACUAUGGUAAAUUCUGCUGUGGAGAUUCGUAUAUUAUACUUCAGACUAGUUCUGGUAAGGGAGGUUCUUAUCUCUAUGACAUUCACUUCUGGCUUGGGAAGGACACUAGCCAGGAUGAAGCAGGGACUGCUGCUAUUAAAACUGUCGAACUUGAUGCUGCUCUAGGAGGCCGUGCUGUGCAGUACAGAGAACUACAAGGGCAUGAGUCUGACAAAUUCUUGUCUUACUUUAAACCAUGCAUCAUUCCACUGGAAGGUGGUGUUGCCACUGGAUUUAGAAAAACUGAAGAAGAAGAAUUUGAAACCCGGUUAUAUAUUUGUCGAGGAAAAAGAGUUGUUAGGCUAAAGCAGGUCCCAUUUUCAAGGUCCUCACUGAACCAUGACGAUGUUUUUAUUCUUGACACCAAGGAUAAGAUAUAUCAGUUCAAUGGUGCAAACUCUAAUAUUCAGGAAAGGGCCAAAGCACUAGAAGUGAUUCAGUUUUUAAAGGAUAAGUAUCAUGAAGGGACGUGUGAUGUUGCAAUUGUUGAUGAUGGGAAAUUACAAGCUGAGACGGAUUCUGGUGAAUUUUGGGUACUCUUUGGUGGGUUUGCUCCAAUUGGUAAGAAGGUUGCUACUGAAGAUGAUAUCAUACCAGAAAAGACCCCUGCCAAGCUUUUUAGUAUUGUUGAUGGUCAAGUUAAGAUCGUGGAUGGCGAACUUUCCAAGUCACUUUUGGAAAAUAACAAAUGCUAUAUGUUGGAUUGUGGUUCUGAUGUAUUUAUAUGGGUUGGCCGAGUUACUCAAGUUGAUGAGAGGAAAGCCGCCAUUCAAGUUACAGAGGAUUUUGUGGCUAGCCAAAAUAGGCCUAAGUCAACCCAUAUAACUCGGCUAAUUCAAGGUUAUGAGACUCAUUCAUUCAAGUCAAACUUUGAUUCCUGGCCAUCAGGAUCUGCUGCACCUGUUGCUGAGGAGGGAAGGGGAAAAGUAGCAGCCUUACUGAAGCAGCAAGGUGGUGUCAUGAAGGGAGCCAGUAAAAGUGCCCCUGUAAAUGAGGAAGUCCCUCCCUUGCUUGAAGGAGGUGGAAAGACAGAGGUUUGGCGCAUCAAUGGUAGUGCCAAAACUCCUGUACCUACUGAAGAUAUUGGCAAAUUUUACAGCGGGGAUUGCUAUAUUGUCCUCUACACAUACCAUUCUCAUGAAAGAAAAGACGACUACUACUUGUGUUGUUGGAUAGGAAAAGACAGCAUUGAGGAGGACGAAAAGAUGGCUGCAAAACUAUCCAACACAAUGUAUAACUCACUGAAAGGGAGGCCAGUGCUGGGUAUGAUAUAUCAAGGGAAAGAGCCGCCACAGUUUGUUGCAAUCUUUCAGCCUAUGGUGGUCUUAAAGGGUGGAAUGAGUUCGGGGUACAGGAAUUAUAUUGCUGACAAAGGUCUAAAUGAUGAAACAUACACUUCUGAUGGUGUGGCUCUCAUCCGCAUAUCUGGGACUUCACCGCAUAACAACAAGGCUGUUCAAGUUGAAGCAACGGCAACAUCGUUAAACACAAAUGAAUGUUUUCUUCUGCAAUCUGGAUCUUCAACUUUUAGCUGGCAAGGUAAUCAAUGCACCUUUGAACAGCAACAGCUGGCAACCCAAAUUGCCGAAUUUUUGAAGCCGGGAUCAACCAUUAAACACACCAAAGAAGCAACUGAAAGCUCAUCCUUUUGGUUUCCUCUUGGAGGAAAGCAAAGCUACACCAGCAAGAAGGUUUCAUCCGAGGUUGUCAGAGAUCCCCACUUGUUCGCUUUCUCCUUCAAUAAAGGAAAGUUUGAGGUGGAAGAAAUAUACAACUUCUCUCAAGAUGACCUUUUAACUGAAGAUAUAUUGAUACUUGACACAAAUGCUGAAGUGUUUGUUUGGGUUGGCCAAUCAGUUGACUCUAAAGAGAAGCAAAAUGCUUUUGAAAUUGGCCAGAAAUAUAUUGAACUGGCUGCUUCCUUGGAGGGGUUGCCCCCAAAGGUUCCAUUAUACAAAGUGACAGAAGGAAAUGAGCCAAGCUUCUUCACCUCCUAUUUUUCAUGGGACCCCGCCAAAGCUAGCGCACAUGGAAAUUCGUUCCAGAAGAAGAUCAUGCUACUCUUUGGGGGUGGUGGUCAUGCUGCAGAGGAGAGGUCCAAUAGUUCGAACAAUGGGGGGCUGACUCAGAGAGCAUCUGCUUUAGCAGCUUUGAACUCUGCCUUCACUUCAACUUCAAGUUCAACUUCGUCUCCAAAAGCUACUUCGGCCCCUCGGUCAGGGGGGAAAAGUACAGCUUCACAGAGAGCAGCUGCAGUGGCUGCUUUAUCAAAUGUUCUGACUGCCGAAAAGAAGGGACCAGCAGACGUCUCUCCUUCCCAGCCAAGUAGAAGUCCACCACGAGAAGCUCGCCCUUCUGUUUCAGCUCCAGUGAAGAGUGAAGAUGAAAAUGAGACUGAAGAAUUCCUAGAGGACGUGAAAGUCAAGGAAAAUGAGACAGUUGAGACCGCACCAGAAACCAACGGGGAGGACUCAGGAUCAAAGCCAGAGGCUGCCCAGGAGGAGAACGGCUCUGAAAGUGGUCAGAGUACAUUCAGCUACGACCAAUUGAAGGCCAAAUCUGACAACCCUGUGACCGGGAUUGAUUUCAAACGAAGAGAGGCUUAUCUUUCGGAUGAGGAAUUCAUGUCAGUAAUGGGAAUGACCAAAGAUGCUUUCUACAAGCUGCCCAAGUGGAAGCAGGACAUGAACAAAAAGAAAGUGGAUCUCUUCUAGAAAACAGAGAUGCAAUUCAAAAAAACGUAUUCCUGCUUCGCCUCAAAGCUUUUGGUUUGUCUCUCUCUACACCUAUCAUGAUGCCUGGAUCUGCACACAUCUAUAUUUUAAGUGUUCUUCCUUACAAAUCAUCAAGUUUUCUUCCGGUAUUUGGUUUUGAUUAUGUGAUGUCUGCGCUGAAGAGUGAUUUCUUUUUUCCUGUCUUGUCUUCAAUAUACGUUUCAUGACUCCGUUUGUAGUCUGAAAAACAGGAAGCAGAUUUAAAUUCUUUGAUUUGGUUGGUAUGUUCAUCGGAGUUCCUCAUUCCCUUCAUCCUUUUAAUCAUCUUAUAUUUGUCGAGUUAGAAGGGUGUAUAUGUAUUUUACUUUGUACAUUGCUCAAUGAAUGUAGAUGAAGUUGUUUGUCAUCACUUUGUAUGAAAUACUGUACGUUAUGUUA